AUGUGUUCUGGCCCCAGCUCAGUGUCCUGGGACCUGAAUCUCACUGCCGAAUCAGGCCAUGUGGUCCUUACCUUCCGGGACGGAAUUUGCACUGCGCCUCCACCAGAACUGACUUUGGAGCCACCUGAGGAGCUGCUGGAACCAGCCCUGUGGACAGAGCCCUGUGAGUACUUAUGGGGAAAGAGCCAGCGGUUUACGGAUGGCGGUUCCAGGGUAAAUGGACAACAUCCGGUUUGGAAGGCCACGACUCCGGAGAAUUCAGCUCAGCGGGAUGAAUGGCAGACUGUCUUCCCAGCAGUGAGGUGCUCCUGCACCCUGGUGCUUCUCCUCGGCCAGUUUGUGGAAAAAGUGGCCCUCGUCCUCAAGAGCCACAUCUUUGUGGAUGAAAUAAAAGCCCAGAGAGAGACAGCCACGUUCCCUUUGUCAGCUGUCAUGCUGCUCUGUGGCCGUUCUACCAGUGUCCCUCAGAGUACCAACCUGGACCACACACGGGGCAGCCGAAACUUAGCCAUGGCCGUGAGGAAGAUUGAGAUUAUGCGUUUUGGCAAGGAUACCGCAGAAAUGAUGUCACGCCUUUCUCGUGCGUCACAUCAGGGGCGCAUGAUGUCAGGAUGUGUUAUCACUGGUAACGUUAAUCCUGGCCACUUGGUUCAGAUGAAAACAGAUGGGCCUGACCACACUGGCAGCCCUGAUGCCAUCGUGGAGAGAGACCAAGAGGGAACAAGAGGCACAGUGCGUGCCCAGCCCCACCUCGGCUGGAACGUGAGCCGGGAGGCUUUGCAUGCGAUCACACAGGAGAACGCACCAGAACGUGACACAGCCCGGCCACUUUGCAAAUGA
This is a messenger RNA of Rangifer tarandus platyrhynchus (Svalbard reindeer), 840 nucleotides long. The record is from the annotation of a GenBank genome assembly. Lineage: Eukaryota; Metazoa; Chordata; Mammalia; Artiodactyla; Cervidae.